AUGGCCACCUUUCGAAGCGAAUUCGUCGAGACAGGUCAGCCGGGUGUAUGCAUCCACGUGUCGCUGUCCGAGACGACGUCGCCGGCCCCGUCCGAGUCGGCACCGACCGUGGUCUUUCUGCACUUCUGGGGAGGCUCGACGCGUACCUGGACCAGCGUGCCUGCUCGCGUCGCUGCCGCCGCCGCGGGCUACCGCACGGCCAGCAUCGACUUUCGGGGCUGGGGCUUGUCGACAGGCCCCGCGGAUGCCGCCGCCUAUUCCAUCGCGCAGCUCGCCGACGACGUGGUGUCCGUGCUGACCAAACUCAACCUGCAGCGCCGCCGCGUCGUGCUCGUCGGCGUGUCCAUGGGGGCCAAGGUCGCGCAGGUGGUGGCCUACCGGCUGAUCGCCAAGGACCCAACAUCCGUCGCAGCCGUCAUCCUGGCGAGUCCCGCCCCGGCCACGGCUCUGCAGCUGCCCAAAGACAUGCGGGAACAGCAACUGCAUGCCUACGACACGCCCGAAUCGGCGUCGUUGGUCGCCCGCAACGUGCUGACGCAAGCGUUCCAAGGCGCCAACGAAGGCAAGCCUUUGCCCGGCUUCGUUGUGGAGGACAUGCUGCGGGGCAACCCCCCGGCCCGGGCGGCGUGGCCGGCGUACGCCAUGGGCGAGGACGUGACGGCGACGUCCUUGAGCAGCCUGGCCGCGCCGCCGCCACCGGUGCUCGUGCUGGCGGCCGAAAUGGACAUUGUGGAACCACUGGACCGCGUGAAGUCUGGCGUGCUCGCGUGCAUCCCCGGAGCCCGGCUUGAGGUGGUAGCCGGGGCAGGCCACCUGUCGUCCAUUGAUGCUCCAGAAGCAGUGGCCGACGCCAUCGUUCGGUUUGUAAACACGGCAACGAGGCAAGCUGCGGUCUGA
Messenger RNA from Sporothrix brasiliensis 5110, 897 nucleotides. RefSeq lists its product as uncharacterized. NCBI's taxonomy places the organism in Eukaryota, Fungi, Ascomycota, Sordariomycetes, Ophiostomatales, Ophiostomataceae. The record is from RefSeq and is a predicted model, not a curated record. The transcript has a single exon. Bases 1 to 897 code for a protein of 298 amino acids. Gene Ontology annotation, molecular function: catalytic activity.